Xenia sp. Carnegie-2017 is the source of this 3592-nucleotide messenger RNA. Its product is annotated as arf-GAP with coiled-coil, ANK repeat and PH domain-containing protein 2-like. Gene Ontology annotation, cellular component: cytoplasm. Lineage: Eukaryota; Metazoa; Cnidaria; Anthozoa; Malacalcyonacea; Xeniidae. The record is from RefSeq and is a predicted model, not a curated record. Bases 131 to 3553 code for a protein of 1140 amino acids. Gene Ontology annotation, molecular function: protein binding; GTPase activator activity. The transcript has 36 exons.
AUAUCCACAGACUGCAAAGUGUCGACUGUCAUAACAUAAACUGUAAUAAUUUUUCUGAACAAAGAUGGACAUUGCAAUUAUAAAUUUGGUCUAAAAGCAACGAAUAAUUUGGGAAUUUUUUCUAUAAACUAUGUUGGAAAAGCUGGAAUUCACGGACUGUCUGAAAGAUUCUCCGUUUUUUAGAUUCCAGGUCGAGCAAAAUGAGCAAGACAUUUCCAAGCUAGAAGUAGAACUAGAAAAACUUAUCAAGACUUGCAAUGCUGUCGUUGAAGCAGGAACUUCAUAUGGCUCUGCUAUGAGUGGUCUUAUCAAAGGUAUAUAUUCAUUAUCUUCCUACUUCAAUGGAGAUGCAAUUGUCACAGAAUCAUUAGGAAAAUUCAACAAUGUUUUAGAAGAAACAAGGCAAUAUUUUAUGAUAUUAAUGGAUCAGACAAGGUCCUCCAUAGCUAAUGCUCUUCAGAAAUUCCUGAAAGACGAAUUAAAAAAAGUUAAAGAAACAAAGAAGACUUUUGACAGAAUGUCUUAUGACCUUAACAAUGCAUUAGUAAGAAAUGCCCAGUUACCAAAAAAUAGCAAAGCAAGUGAAUAUGAAGAGGUGAAAAAUUUAGUUACUGCUACUAAAGUUGGUUUUGAUCAUCUUUCUUUGGAUUACACAUAUCAAAUUAAUGUUUUAAAAUCAAGGAAACGCUUAGAAAUUUUAGAUGUGAUGCUUGCAUAUAUGCAUGCACAAUAUUCAUUCUUCCAUCAAGGAUUUAAUCUACUAAAAGAAGUUGAGCCAAAAAUGCGUGCUCUUGGUAAACAGCUAGAAGAGCUUUCAGUGUCAUUUAUUGCUGAGAAGAAAGAAAUGGAAAACCGACAUCAACUUGUAAAAGCACAAAAUGAGUCUAUGUUUGCAACCAUGAAUCCAGUCGCAUCUUCAAUUAGUGAUGUUGUUCUGGAAGGUUAUUUGUUUAAAAGGAGUAAAAAUGCGUUUAAAACAUGGCAAAGGAGAUAUUUCACCAUUCAAAACAAUAAGUUAUUUUAUCAACACAAAUACAAGGUAAUAAUUAUCGGCUGGUGUAACUCAUUGGUUAUCCUCCAAGCAGACUCGCAACAAUUACAGGAGAUGUGGGAGAACGCCAUGAAGGUAAGCAUACAUCACGCAUUUAAUCUGGCAAGUCUUGAUCAAGACGAAGGAGAUGAAUCGCAAAUCUCAAAAAAAGCUUUGAGCAUUAAAAGCAGAAGUCUUGAAUCAUUAGAUAAACUUUCUUUAUUAAAUGCUGAAAAAGAGAUUAAAAGUGUAGCCGGAAACGAUCGAUGUGCAGACUGUGAUAAACUAGAUCCAAAGUGGGCAAGUAUUAAUUUAGGAUUGGUAUUAUGCAUUGAAUGCUCUGGUAUUCAUAGGAGUUUAGGUGUACAUUUUUCCAAGGUUCGAUCACUUAAUCUUGAUGAUUGGGAACCAGAAUCACUUAAGGUUAUGAAAGAACUGGGAAAUCUGGUCGUCAACAGAAUAUUAGAGUCAAGAACGGACACAUCAAAUUUUAAACCUUCCCCAGACAGCAACAGAGAAGAUAAAGAAGAAUGGAUCAAAUCAAAAUAUGUUGAUAAGAUAUAUUUUUGCCGUGAAAUAUGUCUUGAGAAAAUAAUCACACUUGAUGAACACAUUUUAAAAGCAUUGAGAAAAGUUCCUGAGCAUCAUGUUAAUGAAGUAAAACGAAAUAAAAAGAAAAUUGGAGGACGUAGAAGACCCAACAUCCCUCUCUUUAAACGAUUUAGUACUAAACCAGAUAAAAAGAAUACUGAUGUUAGCAAACGAAACUCUACAACAGCAACUCCUGAUUAUUCACUAGAGAUUCAACGAAAUUCAUCUCAUUUAAUUUCUUCUGCAUCAAACGUCUCCAGGACACCACAAGAGUUGGGUGAUGAAUCAGAUAUGAGAGAUAAACAGGAAGAAACUGUCUCAUCUCAACUCCCCCAAAAUAUGGAAGAUAACAUUCAUACUGCCAAACUAGUCAGCUUUGACCGAAACUCCAUUGGGAGUCACUAUGACAACCUUAUCAAUCAAGAGGUUUCAGAUGGUAACGAAAGUGAUCAAACAGAAGAAUUCCAUGAGUCAGAUAUUGAGAUGAAAGAGGGGAGUAGUAAAGAGGUUGAUGUUUGGAGUAAUAAAACAGAUACAACAGCUUGUGAAGACAAUCAUUUGCUGUUGGCUGCAAGAGAAAUGUUAAAGAAUAUUCCUGCAAACUUGUUAUUGUAUAAAGCCACAAACUGGAAACAUUUGUCUUUGAUGUUGCUAGCAUUGACAGCAGGUGCAAAAAUUAACUGGCAAAAUGAAGAGGAUGAAUUGAAAACAUGUUUACACCAAUCAGUUGAAGCAGGAUAUCUAGCUGGCACAGAAUUUCUUCUUCAAAAUGGUGCAAAGAUUGAUCUUCGUGAUUCCCGUGGUCGUGCAUCAUUACAUCAUGCAGCUCUUUUGGGACAAACUGGGGAGGCUUGUUUGCUCUUGAAGAAAGGGGCUAAUCAGCAUGCAGUGGAUGAAAAUGGACAGGAUGCACUGACUAUUGCUUUGUCUCAGAUGCAAGCUGACAUUGUUACACUAUUACGUUUGUCACGUUUGAAUGAUGAAAUGAAAGAAUCAAGUGAUGUAUUAGAUAAUAAAGGUAACGAAUGCUUUAAAAUGCCAUUAAAAGCAGGUCAGUGUGAGAUUAUAUAUGCUUGUCAAAAAGAUGAAGAAUACGAAACAUUCUUUAGAAACUCUUUAGGUGAAAUUUUACAACUUUCAACUGGAACACAGCAAUGGAUUAAAUGGAAAGAAGAGAUUAAAUUUUGUGCAGAUAUCACAUAUUAUAUUAUUACCACUCUUUCUGGUUACCAAACCUUGGGUGAAGAAUAUUGUAGCCUUGUUCAAGUUGACAAUACAGCUAGAACUGUACCAACAAGUUGGCAAAGAAAGUUGAUGGUUGUUAUACAAGUUAUGAUUCCUUAUCUUAUAAGAAAGUCAUUAAGACAACUUGAGCAGGCCUUGCAAUGUUGUGUAUCACAUUCAAAGAUGAAGAAUGUGAUUUUACUUUUGGUUCCCCUAUUAAGACAAUUAAUAAAUGUUUUACAAAGGUUUCAUUUGACGAAAUUUUAUUUUUCAAGUGUUUAUUAUGAUAUUGCCAAACGUAUUUCUGGAAUUCAAUAUGUUCUUGCACAAGGAGUGACGAGGAAUGAAAAUUAUCAUUACACCUAUCAAGUUCUUGGUUAUAUAACAUUUCUACAUUUCUUGCUAUCUCUCAGCAAAUUCAUUCAUCAUGCCAUUCAAACAUUUUCCAAAGUAAAAGAGGCAGUAGAAGCCAACAAUGAGAGUGAAGUAAAUUCCAUGCCUUUAAAGAAAAUGAUUAACUCAAGUAAGAUAUUAAAAUGCACACUUUGUUUGGAGAAACUUCAAGAUAUAACAGCUACACCUUGUGGUCACCUGUUUUGUUGGUAUUGUAUUUGUCAAUGGUGUAAGAAUAAACCACAAUGCCCUCUAUGUAGAGAAGAUUUACAAACUCAACAACUGGUCUAUUUACAUCAUUUCCAUCCUUCAUGAUGAUUUGUUUGCACACAGUAAUAAAUAAGAUGUAUAUCA